This is a messenger RNA of Centropristis striata (black sea bass), 429 nucleotides long. Its product is annotated as angiogenin-like. The transcript has a single exon. Gene Ontology annotation, molecular function: nucleic acid binding. The record is from RefSeq and is a predicted model, not a curated record. Bases 1 to 429 code for a protein of 142 amino acids. NCBI's taxonomy places the organism in Eukaryota, Metazoa, Chordata, Actinopteri, Perciformes, Serranidae.
AUGAGGAUCCAACUGGCUUGUUUGCUGCUGCUUUUUGCUACUGUGGUCUCUCAGGAUGCAAACGCUCGUUACAAAAAGUUUAUAAAACAACACAUCAAUGGCCGAAUGAGUGCUAACCAAUGUGAUGCAGUGAUCGGAAGUAGACAUAUCACCAAGACCGACAGCAAUGAGUGCAAAGAGACCAAUACCUUCAUCCGAGCCACCACCAAAUUAGUCAAACCCAUCUGUGGGCGUGCAGGAGAGCCAUACGGUCAGUUGACCAAAAGCCUACUACCCUUCGACAUUGUUGUUUGUACACUGAAAAACCAGCAGGCCAGGUAUCCCAACUGUCAGUACCGGGGUCAAGCUCGCACCAGGCAGAUUGCAAUCAGAUGUGAAAACGGUCUUCCUGUGCACUAUGAGAGAGACAUUGUGUCCUUUGAAAACUGA